Molecule: messenger RNA, 10416 nt
Organism: Pleuronectes platessa (European plaice)
Lineage: Eukaryota; Metazoa; Chordata; Actinopteri; Pleuronectiformes; Pleuronectidae
Gene: mafa
Product: MAF bZIP transcription factor a
Exons: 3
Coding region: 567-1562 (331 amino acids)
Biological process (GO): regulation of transcription by RNA polymerase II
Cellular component (GO): nucleus
Molecular function (GO): DNA-binding transcription factor activity, RNA polymerase II-specific; RNA polymerase II cis-regulatory region sequence-specific DNA binding
Source: RefSeq, a predicted model, not a curated record
CAGCUGACGGCCUCUGACAGUUGAGGAAAGUUGGGUUUCUGCAGGUUACUAAUAUGUUAAUUAGCUCUCGCAGGGUGCGACCCGAUUGGCUCUUCGUCCGAGUCAAUUUCCCAUUUGCAGCCUGACGUCAGGGCCGCUCCAAAGCUCUUAAACUCAUCUGCUGUGUGAUCCCUCUAAAAAAUCGCCCCACCAGUCAGCGGCUCCCAACGUGCGCGGCUGCCUCUCGCCCCCUCUCCUCUCGGCCGCACUCUCCCUCUCUCGCUCUCGCCGCUUGCGCAAUGUCUCCCUGAAGAAAAGCGUAAAGUGUUAAAUGUUUGAAACACAAAACCGCCGAGUUUCACAUGCUGCAAAAGGACUCCGCUGCUCGUGCGCGCGGCACCGCUGUGUCCGUGCGUUAGACUCCGCACAGAAAAACUCCUGCACCCGGGGACCAAGAAAAGCUCGUUUUUCACUCUCCAGACAAACGCGUUAAAAUCAAACUGGCUCACGUUGUUCCCAACCAGCCCAGUUUGACAGCUGCUCUUCACCCCGCUUGGAGGACUGUCAGCAGCAGCAGCAGCAAGAGGAUGGCAUCAGAGCUGGCAAUGAGCAACUCCGACCUGCCCACCAGUCCCCUGGCCAUGGAAUAUGUUAAUGACUUCGAUCUGAUGAAGUUUGAAGUGAAAAAGGAGCCGGUGGAGCCCGAUCGCAACAUCAGCCAGUGCAGUCGCCUUAUCGCCGGGGGAUCCUUGUCUUCCACCCCGAUGAGCACGCCUUGCAGCUCGGUGCCCCCGUCCCCAAGCUUCUCGGCGCCCAGUCCGGGCUCGGGGAGCGAGCAGAAGUCACACAUAGAGGAUUUCUACUGGAUGUCCGGUUACCAACAGCAGUUGAAUCCAGAGGCGCUGGGCUUCAGCCCCGAAGACGCAGUCGAGGCGCUGAUCAACAACAGUCACCAGCUCCAGUCGUUCGAUGGCUAUUCCAGGAGCCAGCAGUUCGCUGGCGCAGCCGGGACAGGAGGCUCCAUGGCCGGGGAAGAGAUGGGGUCCGCCGCGGCGGUGGUGUCGGCGGUCAUCGCUGCGGCGGCGGCUCAGAACGGAGGGGCACUACACCACCAUCACCACCACCACCACCACAGUGGCGGCCACCAGGGGCCCGGCGGCCAGAGCAACGGCAUUUCUGGCUCAAAUCACGCACACUUGCGCCCGGAGGACCGGUUCUCGGACGAGCAGCUGGUGACCAUGUCGGUGCGGGAGCUGAACCGGCACCUACGGGGGGUCAGCAAGGAAGAGGUGAUCCGAUUGAAACAGAAGAGGAGGACCCUAAAGAACAGAGGCUACGCGCAGUCCUGCCGCUACAAGCGGGUCCAGCAGCGGCACGUCCUGGAGGGAGAGAAGACGCAACUCAUCCAGCAGGUCGAGCACCUAAAGCAGGAGAUCUCCAGGCUGGUCCGGGAGCGGGACGCGUACAAAGAAAAGUAUGAGAAGCUCAUCAACACCGGCUUCAGAGAAAAUGGAUCCAGCAGCGACCACAACCCUUCAUCCCCGGAGUUUUUCAUGUCAUCGAGAAAAUUCCUCCAUCUGUGAUUUCAGGCCCCGCUCCUCUGUGCCCUUGGCUUCCUGAGAUAACCUAACGGCUGAGCAGUGAUGACAUCGCAGCGGCUGACCAAUCGCAAGAAGGCACCUACAAAGCACAACAUUAGAAAAUGACUUCACGGAAGAACAGAAGACAAGACCCGCUGAAAUCCCUCGAAAUCCCUACUGCGAAAUUCUUGAAAGCCUCUUACUACUCCCGUUUCCCUACUUGAUAUUUUACAUCCAGCUUUUUUCUACAAAACACACAAAACAAAAAAAGAAAAAGAAAAAAGAAAGAGGACUCGUACUGAUGACUUGGUUGACAACGCCAGACAGUGGAGGAACUAUUUUCUCUUGGUGGGAAGAUCACUGAUGCAUGCUUCUGUAAAUAGAUCAUGAUAAAAACCCUAUUCUUAUUCCUAUUAUAGGAAGUAUACCAAGUCGCUCUCACCAACUUCAUAAACCUUCACGACUGUGGAUAGAGUACUCAUGGCUCAUUUUUUUUCCUAUAUGAAGUCAGUAUUCUUCUUACCUCCCCAGAGACCAUGUAAUUAUCAUUUCCCUCAUCAUUUCUCUACUCGUUGGAGUUAGUUGGACUGAAAAAUUGUACUUCCUCUUCGUCUUAUUCUCUUUACAAAACAGCCUAGUCUUCCUCUCCAAUAUCUAAACAAGUACAUGUAAAUAGAGAUGAUUGACGACAACAGCAUGGAACAGAACAUAGUGUAUAUGUACCACUCCCCUCGUAGAUCACAAAUCUCAGUGUGUGGAUAUUUCAGACAACCUUUUUAAAGCGUUUAAAAUAUUGAACUUGUUUUUCUGAUAGUUAAAGACAUACUCCCAGGUAUCUGGACAUUUUCCUGUGUAUAUGAAUAGAUGCAUAGAGGCAGUAGCUAUAGGUAAUGUGGUUACUCGACAAACUGGCAAGAAUAAAAAGGCAGCAAUUCUUCUGGUUUCAUCACUGAACGGUCAAAGUGAAGAGGAAAAGCAGGCUGUUCACCCUGAGCCAUAUGUCCACCUUGGCCUUUCUUAAUGUUUUUUUAACAUUUAAAAAUGUUUAGUAUUGUAAUUUAUCUCUCUUAGAAGCUAUCUACUUAUUUUUCUGAUUGCAAUAACUCCCUUCCCCAUCCACACACAGUAUUUGGGUUGGAGCUGCUGUAACCGUCAGCCUGAGAGGAAACGCUUUUUUCUUUGCAUGGUUCGAAACGGUGCUCUAACAAGGAGCCUGCACAGCGAAGAAAAGGAACUCAUCACUGAUUGCAAUGGAGACACGAGGACUCCGACCUCCGUCUCCUAUGGAUUCUCAAGAAGACACAAAUGGACAGACAGAUAAUAUGCCAAGCCAAUGAACAGAGAACCUCAAAAGGUUACCACCCUCACUAGUGAAGACAGAGCAAACCUUUGCAUGGACGACAGGGGAAAUGCCAGCUCGUUGAACACCUCAGCUCCAUCACCGUGCAUCCUCUACCUCUCAGUGUGUGUUGUGCAACAAGAAACCAUGACUUUUUUCAGUGUCCCCGCCACUGUUCUCACAGCAGUGGGGACACACAGGGGGGGGAGGGGGUCCAUCAGUGCGGCAAUGGGGAAGAAAAAACAUUACACUUUGACUCAAACACAAACACACACACAGACACAUACGAGUGCAUGCAUACAGAUGCACAAUCAUACACAGCGCAGCUCGAAUAUAUUGCUGUAUAUAUGUACAGUGUAUCCACUAUGUAUAGCCCCAGAUGCUGUACUUUGCAUGUUGACAUGUUUAUGGAACGUGACCAUUAUUCAUAGAAGAGAUUGAGCAGGGAGGCCGAGUCAGUGGGUUGACUCUCUGAACCAAUGCAAGCUCUUUGUCAGCUUUACGUCCCCUCCCUUUGCUUUCGGAAAAAUGUACGCUAACAUGACUGAAAUCGUUUGAGCGCUCCCGAUCCUCUUGUGCAAGGUCCUCUACAGCCAAACGGUGAUGCUGAUGGGUUUUAAACCCUUUAGAAGGGACACAUAACCUGCCUCUGAUGACAGACAGAGCCCAGCCACAGUGAGCGUGGGUAGGAGAAGAGAAGAUGGAAGGCAAACUGGGGCGCUCCAAUUAAGUGGCAGCACACAAAGUGGCAUGGGGCAUCCUGCCAGCAACUGUCUAUUCAUCCUAUGUCAAAGGGAUUUGCACAUCUCAAUGAGUCUACGCGCUGCCAGAGAAGUCCCAGAGCAGAGCAGAGGAGAGCAGGGAAAUGAAAGCGAGGCUCAAGGGAGAGGAUCGAAGAGGAAUUCGUGUGGAUUUCUACCAAAAAUGUUAGAUUGUACUGGACUCAUGUUCAAGUAUUCUCCUGCUCUGUCUACAUAUAGAAUCUUCUUUUCUUGGAGAGUUCAAUAACCCCUCGACCUCAGACGGUUACACCAUCAUGCGGCUCUCUAGACUGUCAGGACCUCACGUGCUGUCGGAGGUGAACAUUGAGUUAAUGAGCCUGGCUCUCGGCUCAACCAGAUGUUCAGCCUUGUGGUUAAAUACCUGUUACCCUUCUCUGGCGCCUGCCAACUACAGCUGAACUCUUCCUGGACACAGCAUCAUGAACAGCUUCACCAAGUAACAAAUGAUGAUGUGGGAGCAACUUACAAGUGUGUAAAACAAGUUUCUUUUUGACUUAGAUUAUUAAAAUGCAUUGCAAUCUACCAGCAGACACAAAUUACCAAGGAAAACAGUCACUGUAUCAGAAGACAUGUGGACACAUACUCCGCAUUCCACUUCCUGCAGCCGAUUUACAUGAAAAAAAUCUCCUUAAAUCAUAUACUGUCAGAUCACAUUCAAUCAUAAGAGCGUAUUUACAGUCAACAUGUAAACAAACUUCAAAUCAAGACUUAUGACUUAGAGGUGAUUAGUUAAAGCAGAUUUAAAAUACAGGAAGGAUGAAGAUGUCACCCAAACAUGAGAAAAUCGUAUGUGGUAGAAAACAAGACACUGAGCAAGAGCUGAUCUUCUCUGAGCCUCGAGGCUUUUCACUUUCUCAGAAAUUAAACAAAGCCCCAUUUCUGUGCAGCUGCAGGCUAUUUGUGACAGGUCGGUUUGUUUUGAUAUGGUUUUGCAUGUAAGUGCUCUGGUGCUUUGCCCUGGUAGUCAGGCAGCCAGUGCACUUUUAUCUGGCAAUGACCCUGACCAAUGUAAGGACACAUAUGUAAACAUGCACAGAUGUUCAUAACCAAAAUGUGUGAAAGUGGAUCCAAACGCAUAGAGGCACAUCCCUGCUCUUAUUUAACACACACACACACACACACACCAUGCUAAUCUAAACAGCAAGGCUGUAUGUAAACAGAUUGUCGACAUAAUGGGAUUGUUCAGUGUGCAAACAAUAAGCUGUUAGCGUAAUCACAGGUCAAAGAUAUAUUACCCAGAGGGCCACGCUGUAGGUAUAUUAACAUGAUGGAUAUGUGGGAGAGAGGAGGGGGCAGGGGAUAUGAAGGAUAUAGAGCUCUACCGAUUCAGAUUUACCCCCUAUCGGGCCCCCGUCCGCUGCGAUUCUCUCCUCUGCCUCCCUCGCAUUGGCCCCAUUUAAUCAGCCUUUGUCCUUCCCCCAUUCGCCCACAUCUUACUUACACUCAGUUCCUCCAUUUUUUUUUUAUUAACAUUUCUCACCUCUAAUGCCUCAGUCCUGUCUUUCCUCCAUCCUUAGAUAGAUCUAAUUUAUUUCAGCAAAGCCUGAGCCAGUAAGUUUCUAACGAACAAUAUGAUGAACAGAACAGCUACACAGUUGAUUCAGAUAAUUCUACGUUAUACCUGACCAUGCUGAAAACAAGAGCAAGAGCGUCUAACUGAGUAUCAGCAAACAAGUGCUGUGUCAGUCAGGAUAAACCCUGUGCAGCUUACUCCAUUGCACAUACAGCUUAUUAACUUAUCUCUGCUUUAUUUGAUUACCAUCUAGCCCAAUCGCUCAACUGGCUAAUAAGUCCAUGUCGUUCUGACUAAACACUCCAUUAGUGUCAUCACUGGCAAGCUUGUGUGUGUACUGCGUACGUCUGUGGGCCAGUGGAGCGGAUACACUUUGGGCCCGAGUGACACAGAGUAAACACAGGAGCAGAACACUGGGAAGAAAAACAAAGCUGGCCCGUCUAUUGAUGACGACAAUCAGGAACAACGUCAUUUAAGGCCUCUGUAGGAACAUCCCAUAUGUGAUGGAAUACAGUGGAGCUGCCACUUGGGAGUCAAAUAUUUGGAUAAUCAAUCAAAGACCCUCAAGUGGAGGAUACAGGGUGAUUUUUGUCAGACUGUUUCCAGUAUAUUUCUGAGGACAUUUCAGUUCCCAGAAGUGGCUGCAGAGUGAGCGCUCCUCGUUUUUUCAUUGCACGACAUGAAGUCAUCCUGUCUGCUUUGUGAUCUUUGAUUGUGAGAACCCGGCUUGUGUGGUAUAUUACCUGAACAUAGCUCUCACCCCAAACCUCCCACCGAACACGGUUCAAAAAGCUUGCAGCUUAAAGGAACAAAUUGUUUGUCGAUUGACAAAAUUCUUACUCUGGUUUGGGCCUACAAUACAGUUAUGGAGGCAAACCAAAAAGUUCCACAUGGAUAAACAAAAGUUAGGCAAACGGUUACUACAUUUCAACAUAGGAGGCCCAAGGGUAUUGUAGUAUUCAGAGCAGACCACCAUGUCAGACCGAAUGAAAACACUUAAGGGUAAAAUGUAUGAACUAGUGGCGAGAACAUAAACCUUUGAUUAUGAAAUCGUCCUGUGUCUAUGUGAAGUAAUGUUAAACUUAAAUGUAUUUAAUGGAGAAAAAUAAUUAUGUAACGAGUAGCUCCUCUGACUUAAACACAUACAUUAUCUGCCCCCCCUCUCUCACACACAUGCCGACACACAAACACACUCUGUGUCUCUGUGAAGAGUGGGGUGUCACGAUUAACAGUGACCUCAAGCCAGACAUGGUUGGGGUAGUAGGAGUGGGGCCAAAGGUGAAAGGAUUACAAUGUGUCAACCAUGUCGACUGCUCUGCUGUAAUCCUGACCUCCAGGCCGACCCCAGACUCUGGAAACAUGACUCACACGUCUCAGCUCAACAUGUUAUAAGUACAGCACCAUAUUACUCACAGAGACACUAACUCGUUUGUACAUUUCAACUAAAAGGGGAUUUUUAAAUGCUUAAAAAAAAAAGCCUAUGACGUUGCAUUGGAUUUAGCACCAGAGAUACAUUGGAUGAGGGUUGAUCUAACAGCCAGACAGCAGCAAAGAUAGGGCAGACCUCCUUAUGUCACACAGCUAAUGACAGGGAUGAAUAAUAGAGCCUUUAAAGCCCUUACUCCCACCUCAUUCUGGCCUGCACAUAAGCCAAAGCACUGGGUGAGCAGCGAGCCAUCAAGCCCCUCUCCGAGAUGAGAUGGGCUCCCAAGAAGAUUUGGGGGGGAUGGAGGGAAUCGGCUUAACCCAAAUGCCUCAAUUGGAAUAAAUGCUCUGGGCUGACCAAAGUUUAAUACCAUUGAUAAAUGCUGUAAACCAAAUCUUUAGCAUCUGAUUAGGUAGCGGAGGAUAACGGAUCCUUUUUUUAACCAACAUUAGCUGUGGUAAGAUAGCCCGGAACAUUACGUGAGGGUUUGUACGAGAAUGUACGGAAACACGUACACGCCGAGAUUGUUAUGAGCAGUCGAGGACUUUUACAAAUAGCCAAGUUGCUCUUACAGAAAUAAAUAAAUGGGGGAAUAAUAAAUCGCCAGAAGCUGCGGACAGGUGGCAUUUCAGCCUGCACCAUUUAGCUGUGCAGUCUGGUUCCUGACAGCUUGAUUUAGUCUCCUGCACCUGAGCCAGAAAGGAGAGAAAAUUAACGGCAGGAAAAAACAGCUUAACUAGAUUCCAAUUUACCUGCUUUGAAACAUAAUGAUGAAGCUAUUCUGCAGGAUGGACCUGUUUGGUACCUGUAGCAAGACCAUUGAGAUCAGGCAAAUGUUGUGCAAACCCAUUCACACGGAGAGAGGCAUGGCACAGCCAAUGAGGUAGCACAACUCUGCCAUCUGAGCUGGGUUGUGUUCAAGGGAGACAUUAGGGUUUUGUCUUUAGGGUGUAAAAUAGAGAUUAAAGUGGCUCAAGGGGAGAUGCCAGGAUGUGUGCUGUUCUCCCCGCUGUGAACAGGGUGUAAUCCUUCAGUUUCAGAGAAGGGAAAAGUUUGUGGAGUCCAGAAAGUUACGCAUACAUCCCUUCUGGGCCCCCGACAGAGCAGAGAGUGGGAAACAGCAGGGGAUAUAACCAUAUGUUAUCAAAGUGUUCUUCAAAGCUCCCGUCUUUAGUCCACUAAAUUAUACAGUAUCAUCACAUACUGUAUACCUGACAAAAAUAGAAGAAACAUAAUUAUGCAGCUCAAUGUACAAACACACACAGAAUCAUUUCUUGAAAAGUAUGUUUUAAGAAAAGUGUUACCUUUGAAAAAUGAGGGGAUGUUGUUGUUUUCCUGCAAUUUCUUAACAGUGGCCGUGUCCUGAUGGUGUGGGUCAGCUCAUGAUUUUGUAUUUACAUGCUUUUAAAAUACUGCUGCUGCCGGACAAUUACAAAUUUAUGGUUCCUAUCAAAAUGAGCCCCUUCUGUUUCCAGAGGUUAAUUUGUGCUCGCCCCUCAUUUCAAUUGUACUGUAGUAAAUGUCCACAUUAUUUCCCACAUGGGCCUGGACCAGGGGUUUGAUUAUCCAAAGGUAGGCCACGGUCGGCUCUGUUAUUGUCAGAGGGGUCGUAAGCUGCAGUAACGGCUUCUAGGGUCUUAUUGCUAUGGCGAUCAGCCCCUUGCCACUUGGCCUCCAUGACCCCAGUCAGAGAUAAGCUUUAUAGGAAAGCACAUUAACAUGCUCUGGCAGUCACCUCCCUCCUUUAUCAAAGGCAAUUCUAUGAAAUCAAGUGUUUAUGGAGCCCCAGUGAGGAUAUAGAGCUGCUGAUUGCCUGCAUUAGAGGCUGAGUGUAAAUGAGCUGGAGCUGGACAAUGGACCUGUAGUCAUGGGGAGAGCUGAGGAUGUGAUACUGAUGUUAUUCUCACUAAAUGAGCAAUAUUUUUUAAUGACUGCAACACCCCAAGAGCAGGUUACCAGCCCCGGCGUCACAAAUAUUGUCUGCAGUCUAAAUAUAUCCAUGUCUUCCACUCUUUCUACAAUAACUGACACUACCAUAACAAACGUUUAAUAGGAUCUAGAUAUGACGUAACAUUAUAUCUUGGAGUUAUUAAGUACGUUGCUAUAGACUGCAAGUAACAGAACCUUCCAUUAUUGUCGUGCAGCACCGGUUCUAUUCACAAAAAUUGUCAAAAGGAUGUCUUUUUUAUUUCCUUGCACAUCUGUUACAUUUAUACCUACAUUUCCCUGUGGCUAGGAACACAAAACUACAGAGGUGUCAGUGGUGUGUGCCUGCUUACAGCCUGAUCACUGCUGAAAGAUCCUUUCAGUGCGUCUACAGUGAUGGAUGGUGAUAGCCCUGUGUCUUUGUACACAUCAGGGGGCUCUACUGUUGUCACUGGACAGAUAGAGGGAGCGAGGAAAGAGAAAGAUGUAGCCGCAGCUUAAUGUCCUUCUCUGGUGCUGUGCAUGCUCUUUCCUAUUUGCUUUUCCCUUCACGGCACGGUUAACAUCGUAAAUUAACCUUUUCAAGUCCCCCGUGCUCAGAGACUGGUGCGCAGUAUAGACAAAGGAGAAAAAUAGAUCUGUGUUAUGCAAUGCGGUAGCACCGGUUAGUGAUGUAGCCUGUUCCAGAAUCGAGCUCUUCCUUCUUCUACUUCAGUGAUAGGGAAUAAAAAAAGAAAUAACCACACUUUCCUCAGAGCAAACAUGUUAUUUUACGUGCAUGUCCUGUGUACUCUGCAUAUCAGUGAGAGGCUGCUUUUUGUUCUCCAUCCUAGAAAUGUAAAUGAAACCACAUGAAAGAAAAACAUACUGUAGAUCCCUCUGUUCUUAGUUCAAGUCUGUAAAUAGGAUGUAAAUAACAAACAGCUAUGCAUGCUAAUAUACAAGCAAUUUGUUCAGGUACUUUUGUAAUCCAGACUUCUCAUAUGGCAUGUAAUGAUGAAAAAAGCAAACAUGGAAAAAACAUAAUAAAUUGUGAACACAAAUAUGGUUUGUAAACAACUUCAAAACUGGAAAAUAUAUGUCUUUGCUGUUAAUGUUUUCUUACUGACGACUAAUGCAUUGGCCUGCCAUUUACUACAGUGCUCUGCUCAUGCUACUUUUUUAUGUUUCGUAAGAUAGGGCCGAGGCAAAAAGGACCAUAAAUCCCUGGUUUGUGGAAGAGCCGGGUUGGGGGAAUGAGAAGAUGAGGGGAAGGAUGGCCGUCUGACCAUGUCGUUAUUCCAUUGCCGCUGCACAUUCACAUGCACACACUUAAUUGAUGACAUAUCCUUAAUGUCUAACACAGACAAUAAAAUACCAUGGCAAAAACCGUUAAGCUUAAAAGCAGAAGAACCUGGCCUGCCAUUUGAGUUAUCUCACCAAAAAAGACCAAUCACCAGCUUUAAAGUGUGCUGUUAUUUUAAAAUAGCACAUAUUUCUUUCUGAUAAGCGAAUGCAAAAUCAUUAAAUAAACUACGAAGCUGGAGCAGGCGAUUUUGACUCAUCUGAAAUUCUCCAAAUCACGAGGCAACGGAGAGAUUUUUGAAAACUUUGACAGAUUUUGUUUGCUCGUUUGUAAUAUAUGUCCAGUGAAAAACGAUGACCUAAAUGCCAAAUUUGCCUCUGCCCUAGCAAACUCCAAUGUGACAAUUUAUGAAGACAGAGAUGGAUGAAGUAUGAAGAAAAUCAUUCUGGUUUCUAAGAGUGUUUAUUUUCCACCAUGUUUAGAACCAUGUUAAAUCCCAAGGCGCUCAUGGUAGAUGGAAGUGUCUAAUUUUUAACCUGUGCUAAAGAUAUUUUAAAUUUAAUAAAUAAUUAUUGUAACAAGAAAA